CUCUCCCUUGUAUGCCUCCACAACCACACCACGUUUGAGAUGCCUGGGCUAAAGCGUGACUCUGCCGAUAUCAGCGAGAAUGAUGAGCCAUCCUAUACCUCCAGCCGCGCGUCGUCCGGUAGUAAACGCACCCGCUAUGACCGCGACGCGUCGACACUAUCCGAACCUCGACCAGUAGCAAACGGGAAUCGUAACCCUGCCACUGCACAAGAUGGUGAAGAGUAUACCCAAGAGCCUCAUCAGCCCGGCACCAUCGUGAGGGUUACUCUGAUCAACUUCGUCACGUACACGGCCGCCGAGUUUCACCCGGGACCGAGCUUGAAUAUGGUUAUAGGGCCUAAUGGCACCGGAAAGAGCACCCUCGUGUGUGCUAUAUGUCUUGGCCUUGGGUGGGACCCUAGAAAUCUCGGUCGAGCAAAAGAGAUUGGCGAGUUCGUGAAGCAUGGCAGCACCGAGGCUACCAUCGAGAUUGAACUUGCAGGCGCGGAACACCAUGAUACCAAUCCUGUGAUUCGUCGCAUCAUUCGCAAGGAGGGAAACAAAUCCGUCUGGUUCAUCCACGGCCGUCAAUCCACGCAGAAAGAAGUCGUCCGCCUGGCGAAAUCAUUCGCUAUUCAGAUUGAUAAUCUGUGUCAGUUCUUACCGCAAGACCGUGUGGUUGAAUUUGCGGGCCUGUCACCCGUCGCCUUAUUGAAAGAGACCUUGCGUGCUGCAGCACCGGAAGAGAUGGUACAAUGGCACGAUGAGCUUAUCAAUCUACGCUCGGAAGAGAAGAAGCUUGAAUCGGAACAAAAGGGUGAAGAAGCCGCUUUGAAACAGUUGCAAAACCGGCAGAACGCUUCUCGGGAAGAUGUCGAGAGAUACCAUGAGCGUCAGGCGCUUGUAACGAAGCAAAGAGCCCUCCACAGGUGUCGCCCCCUUAUCGAGAGGAAUCUGCUCGGAAAUCAAAUUCAAGACAUAAAAGCGCAGUUGCAAGAGACCCAGCAGCAGCAGAGACAAGUAGAAGCAGCCGCUGGCCCGGCUCGUGCAGCUGAACACGAGAUGGAGUCCUACCGCGAUGAGGUUUCAAAAUGCAAGAAUGAACGGAGAACGCAUACGGACGAAAUGCAAAAGCGUGCUGAUGGGAUUGCCGCCAGGAUCAAAGCAGAACAGGAUCGCAUGGCCGAAUGCACGAACAAGGUGGAAGGUGAAAAGCAGGGCGAGAAGCAACGCCGCCAAGAGCUCAAACGGUUGGAAGCUACGAUACAAAAGAUUGAGCGAGACAUGCAGGAAGCCCCGGUCGAGGUCGAUGAGGUUGGUUACAGGGAGCGUCGGACUGAAUUGCAGAACAGGAAGAUGGAUGUGGCCGGUAAGAAACGAGAGGUCGCCAGCAGGAGGCAAGACAUUGUCGCCCAAGUCACGAUGUUGAGAAAUCGAAUGCAGGAAAAGGUUAAUGAGCAAGCCUUGCUCAAUACCCAGAGCGGGCAGCAGGCGAACCUGCUCCAAAGGGUAUCAAAAGAUACUGCAACGGGUUGGGACUGGAUUCAGAAGCACAAGCACGAACUCCAACUGAAGGGUGAAAUCCAUGGUCCUCCAAUCUUGACAUGCUCUGUCACGGACCAGCGGUAUGCCGAUAUUGUGGAGGGCCAGUUUGGUGGAAUUGGCGAUGCCACUGCCAUCACAUUCACGAAUGGAGAAGAUCAAAGGCUGAUUUCGAACAAACUCUUGGGUCGCGAUGGUUUGGGCCUGCAUCAAAUCACGCUUCGCAUGGUCGGCCAACCUCUGGCUCACUAUCGAAGCCCGGUCACUCGCGAGGAGCUUAGGGAUCUGGGGUUCGAAGGCUUCGUACUGGAUUACAUCCAAGGCCCCGAGCCUGUCCUGGCCAUGCUUUGUGAGAGCGCCCAGUUACAUCGCGCUGCCUACUCCCCGAACCCGCUGUCCAUUGAGCAACAUGAAGCAGUCGAGCGUAGUCCUAUUGCGACCUGGACAGCCGGUCGGGAAAGGUACAGGGUUACAAGACGUAGAGAAUAUGGAAUCUCGUCGACGCGCGUGACGGCGCUCCCAAGAGCGAAGUACUUCACCGACCAGCCUUCAGACCCCAAUCAAACACGCCAGUUGGAAGAGGAGAUUAGCAAUCUGAAAGGGGAUAUAGAGUCCUUGAAGGAAGAAAACAAUAACGCCAAUGUGGAGGCGGACAAAUAUUCUAACGAAGAGGCAGAUAUCAAAAAAGAGAUUGAAGCUCUGGACGAGAACCAUCGAAGACAGCAAAAGGCACGCGCCCAGUGGGCUGCCUUACCUGAGAAGAAAGCGGAGAAGGAGAGCGAACUGGAUGCCCUGAAAAGCUUGAUGAGGGAGACCAGCAACCGCAUACUGGCCAUCAAGACCAGAUCAGAGAAGGCGGCGCUCAAAGCUGCAUCUCUUACAAUCGAAUAUCAGAAAGCCGUUGCAGCACUCCGUCAAGCUCACGAAAGCCUUGUGGAAGCAGAGAUACGGCUCAUCGAAGCCAACUCGGAGCUGGACUCGGUCAAAAGGGAGAAUCGAGAGAUCAACGAAACCCUGGCUGCACUGGAGUCAAAAUACAACGAGCUGGACAGACAGAAAAGGGAUUUGUCUGCUCGGUACAAAGACAUUACCCGCAACGCUAAAAGACUUUUCCCCACCCUUUCGGAAGAGGAGCGGGAAUACCUGCGCGACUACUCGCAGUUAGCCUCCAUGGAAGAGCUAAACACGGAGAUCGAAGCCGUCAACACGCGGCUAGGACUCAUGGCCGAAGGCAAUUCGCAUGUCGUCGAAGCCUUUGAGAACCGCGAGCGCGAGAUUGCCCACAAGGGCGAGGUCCUCCAGAAGCUCGCCGAGCGCCUGGAGAAGACGAGAGCCAAUAUCCGGACCAUCCGUGAGCAAUGGGAGCCACGGCUCGAUGAACUCGUCGCCACCAUCAGCGACGGCUUCUCGCACAAUUUCGCGCAGAUCGGGUGCGCGGGCCAGGUGGGCGUGCACAAGGACGAGGACUUCGAGCACUGGAGCAUCCAGAUCCAGGUCCGCUUCCGGGAAAACGAAGCCCUCUCCAUCCUCGACUCGCACCGCCAAUCGGGCGGCGAACGCGCCGUCUCGACCAUCUUCUACCUCAUGGCGCUGCAGGACCUGGCGCGGUCGCCCUUCCGCGUCGUCGACGAGAUCAACCAGGGCAUGGACCCGCGGAACGAGCGCAUGGUGCACGAGCGCAUGGUGGACAUUGCGUGCCGCGAGCGGACGAGCCAGUACUUUCUCAUCACGCCCAAGUUGCUGAGCGACCUCAAGUUCCACCCCAAGAUGAAGAUGCAUUGUAUCGCGAGUGGGGAGCAUAUGCCGGCGAGGAUGCGGGGGAGGGAUUGUGGUGAGUGGGGUGAGAUGGCGGUUAGGAAGAAGAUGGGUGUGGCGUGAGAGGUCCUGCCCAGGUAUGAGAAGAUGUAUGAUUCGUGAUGGAGCAAUGUGGUUGAUUUCUUUGGCUGGGUCGACCUUUUGCUUUCCUUGCUCAUGAGCUUGAAGGAUCUAGGGAUGGGAGAUGUGUAUGACGUGGAGAUAUGAAGUAAAGGUUAUGAAGGGAAUAGAUAUCCCGGGAAUUUCUCAUUCUGAAACCUGUUCAUCUCAAGACACACACGACUUGUCCAAAAU
Messenger RNA from Westerdykella ornata, 3630 nucleotides. Its product is annotated as P-loop containing nucleoside triphosphate hydrolase protein. NCBI's taxonomy places the organism in Eukaryota, Fungi, Ascomycota, Dothideomycetes, Pleosporales, Sporormiaceae. The record is from RefSeq and is a predicted model, not a curated record. Gene Ontology annotation, cellular component: Smc5-Smc6 complex. Gene Ontology annotation, biological process: double-strand break repair via homologous recombination. Bases 40 to 3399 code for a protein of 1119 amino acids. Gene Ontology annotation, molecular function: ATP hydrolysis activity; ATP binding. The transcript is spliced from 7 exons.